AUGUAUGAGAUAUCUACUCCAUCUCCUGAAUUAAUCGCUCACCGAUUAUCGUUGAUCGAGGAAUUCCGCUAUGAUGCAUCCUCUAACACAUGCCAUUGGCCAUAUUACUUUCUACUUACUACAAAAAUUGAUGGUCUCUGGAGCAGAGAUCGAUUAGAGUCAGGUUUUCUAUAUUGCGAAAAGAUAAAUAGAAUUCUGAAUUUCAAUCUACCUCUGAUUCUGGCAGUCACCAUCACUGACAGAAAUCUGACGAUAUUCCUUGUGGAUGACAGAAGCUCGGGCAACAUCCUCUACGUAGACACGUUGAAGUUGUUAGGCAUCCAACAAGCAUAUUUGAAUCCAUAUAACAUAGGAGACCUAUUAGCUUUCAACGAAUCGAUGACUCAUCCUCAAGGAACAAUAGAUAUGACAUUGGCAAUUGGAUAA
This is a messenger RNA of Vicia faba (fava bean), 426 nucleotides long. Lineage: Eukaryota; Viridiplantae; Streptophyta; Magnoliopsida; Fabales; Fabaceae. The record is from the annotation of a GenBank genome assembly.